Messenger RNA from Culex quinquefasciatus (southern house mosquito), 1664 nucleotides. RefSeq names its product glycine-rich protein 23-like. The record is from RefSeq and is a predicted model, not a curated record. Lineage: Eukaryota; Metazoa; Arthropoda; Insecta; Diptera; Culicidae. The transcript is spliced from 5 exons. Bases 624 to 1559 code for a protein of 311 amino acids.
UGGGACCGCGUGUGUGUGUGCAUGAGCUGGUAGAACUUUGGCCGUAUUUUAAAAGUGUUAUUAAACUCACAACGUGGCAAACGUUUGUAUAAGAAGUAGAUAUGUUCUAAUAAUUCGUUUAGUUUGAACGCGGCAAACGGUGAAUGCAGAAGUGCGCGAUAUUAUAAGAGGCAAAAGUUUCCACCCCAAAAACCGCAUCCAUCAGCAGCAGCAGCAGCAACGGCAACGGCGGCAUCAAAAGCCUCCGAAAACAUCGACCGUGUCAUUUUGUUGGAAAGUUACACGUGCCACUGCCAGGCCGACAACCACAUCCCGCAGGGUCUCAUCCCUCGCCCGCCCUCGACGUUCAUUACCUCCGAGGGUUGCACCACCACCGGAACUGCCGACCGGAUGAGGCAGAGUGGAACUAGACCGUCAGCCGAAUUCAGCGCAUCGAAAUAGGAAAUAAGUCGUUAUUAAAACUGUGCAAAAACAGAUUUUGGGCGAAACAUUAGCGCUGCAGUAACUUACGAAGAUACGACGCACUCGUAAAUCGCAGGACAAACUGCUGGAAAAACGGAACGACCUCCAAACCCAUCCCCUUGCCCAGUACGGCUAGGAUAAGCACGGUGGCGCCCAGAAUCAUGGGCCACUUUUUCCAGCCCCUGGUGCUGGUGCUGGUGCUCCUGGCGGUGGCCGUAUCAAUCAAUGCGGAAGAGAAAUGGUCCUGGUCGAAGCCGAAUGGCGGUGGUGGAGGAGCAGCAGCAGACCGAAGCUCGCCGGAUCGAGUGCGUAGUGACGUCAUCGCGUUCCAGGAUACGAAACGAUUCGGCAGUGACGCCGCCAACGACAGGAAAUUCAAUCAGCAACAGGACGUUAGGUAUGAAAGGUUAGCCCGUUACGAAGUCAAAGAAUCUACGACGAAGCGGCCCACGCUUGGCCGCCCCCAGAAUGAUGAGUUUUCCGGUGAAGUCGGCAAUCAACAGAGCGAUUUCGGAUUCAAUCAACGGUUUGGAGGGCCCGGCGGCGGACAGUUUCCGCAGACUCCGUACGGCUUCAAUCCUGGCUUUGGAGGUGGAAACGUUGGAUUGGGAGGUGGAAACCCUUACUAUGGAGGCGGUGGAAAUCCAUACUUUGGGGGUGGUGGAUACCCGCCUCAAGGUGGCUUUGGGGGAGGUUAUGGGGGUGCAGCCAAUGGAAUUCUGGUAGGUCCCCAGGGACCGACGGGCAUCAUUGGGCGUCCUUACGGGGGCCAUAAUGGGGGUGGUUACCCAGGGGGCUAUCCAGGAGGAUUUGGAGGUAAUCACGGCGGCUUGGGAGGUAAUCACGUUGGAGGAUUUGGACGCCCAGGGGUUGGCGGUUAUCCACCUUAUCCCUCGGGAGGAAUUGGAGGUUACCCGGGAGCUGGAAUUGGAGGAUACUUUGGAGGGCAAGGCCCGUACGGACCUUCGCAAUUCGGACAAUUUGGUGGAGCUGGGCCCAUCGGUGGUCCGUUCGGGGGAGGACCUUUCGGUCAGUUUGGCCCCCAGUUUGACCAGGCAAAGCAAGCCAACAAGAAAGUCGAGAAGAAAUCCGUCUAAAAUCGAUUGUUGCCACGCCCGCGCGCGUUUACCCUCUUGUGAUAUGAUAAUGUUUUGUUGAAAACGAUAUUUAUUCGAAAUAAAAAGCACCCACGUUGUUAACAA